Asterias rubens (European starfish) is the source of this 1823-nucleotide messenger RNA. Its product is annotated as receptor-type tyrosine-protein phosphatase N2-like. The transcript has 12 exons. The record is from RefSeq and is a predicted model, not a curated record. Lineage: Eukaryota; Metazoa; Echinodermata; Asteroidea; Forcipulatida; Asteriidae. Gene Ontology annotation, cellular component: secretory granule. The coding region runs from base 168 to 1823 and encodes 551 amino acids.
UGCAGCAGUGCUUGUAUACAUUUUUUACUGCACAAACCGAGUGUGCAGUACAUUUUGACGAUCGUCAAAACUCAAAAUAGUCAGCUGUCAGUUCUCCGGAUAAAAACUUUAUCUUCACAGAUUGGGGAAAAUGUUAAAUUAAAAUGACGUGACGUCUUCGUGACAAGAUGGAUAUUUCCCUCUUUCUUCUGGUCAUUCUUUUGGCCACACCAAGUCCAUCUUUGAGCGAACCAUCUGGAAAAUUGGGAUGUCGCUUCAGUCCAGUAUGCGACCAAGAUGAAGUGUGUGCGGAAGAUAAGUUAUUUGGGACAUGCACUCAGCGUGUAGCCAACUACUUGCCAUCUUACGCUCUGGAUCCUACUGGUUUGAAGAGACUCAAAGCUACGGUGCAGUAUCUACUGGAUCAGGGCUUUGCUUGGGAGGACCAAUAUGCUCAGGAUUCCCUUCAAGAUGUUCUCUAUCCCUACAAACACAACAUCAUCCCUCUCAACUCUGACCCCCGACCCCCGGGUAAUCCUCAAAAACCCUCCAUGACAGACGAGGAGCAGCAAGUAUGGUCCAACGUCGACGAACUCGCCCAAGCUUACCAAGCCGUCGUCGACGAGUACAAACAACGCUACGAUGUCUACAAUGAACUCAUCAACCAGUACGGGCUGGGCGGGGAUGAGUUUGACGAGUACGGUGUCGCGAUACGAGAGAAAUACUUGGAGCUUAUCCAGACUCUGAAGGACGAAGAAAGGGAGAGUCUGCAGAAGUUAUACGACCUCUACUAUGACAAGUAUCUAUCAUUGCUGAAGAUGUAUAGCGGGCCGGAUGAAGGCAUGAAGAUUGGAGUGAACAAUCUUGAAGAUGCGGGAGAAGAUGGAGAUGACUGGGAAGGAAUGUAUAAGAUGCAACAACUUAAGGAAUAUCUACAGCUUCUUCACAAUGAGAAUCAAGAUGAUCUUGCACCAUCAGAUGAAGGUUCUGAGGACUUGAUGCAGUCAACCUUCUCCUACCAGGAGAAUUGGAAUGAUGAGUUCCUCAAUGAGAUACUUACUGAGGAUGCAGUGCCAGAAGAGGAGGAAGUGGGUGAGGAGGUACAGGAUGAAGGAGCAGAAGAGAAAGAAGACAUCGUGGAUGUCAUCUUAGACAGCCUUGAUGGGAACUACUGGAACUCCCUACCAGAGGAAGAGAAAGACAGAGUGAUGGAUGAGUUCUUCAAGUUGUACUUCAAGGAGGCGGACAUCUCGGAGGAAGAGCAAGAAGAAGGAGAUGUGAAGGAGAAGAAGGGAGGAGAGGCGGAUCAGGAGGAGGCUGCAGAGGCUAAAGGUAAAGGAGUGGGUGAGCCAGGACAAGAGUUCGUUGAACCCUUGAAGCAGCCCAAGGAAUCAGGGGUCAACGUGCCUGUUGACCUCGCCAAGAAGGAUGAUGUUGCCACGGCAAUACCAGAGCUUUCUGGGAAGGACAAGACCCCAGCGGUUCUGACCACCUUGAAGCCGACGACGUUUGCUCCAAGCGGAUAUGUCUUCAUUGCUCUUCAGUCUGGGGUGAGUCUUGGGGAAGCUGAGAUGCUUGUUGAGGAGUUGGCCAACGCACUGGAUGCCCCUCUAGGAUCAUUCACUGAUAUUGAAGCUGGGAAGAAGCAGGUUACAUUCAAAGUUCAUCCUGACUUGAUUAAGAUGACCCCAGCAGAGGUCGCUGGAGCUGCAGCCACCCAUCAGACAGACCUGGAAGAUAUGAUGGGAGUUACCAUUACGGAGACGGGGGUCGGCAAACAGGAUGAAGUCAGGAUAUCAGACCUAGACGGAGAAUCUUCAUCUUACAGCCGGCUUUGGGGCUGA